GCUCAGUUACUCAUUCAAUCCAGCCCUGUCCAGCUCCUACCGAGCGCAGAGGUUCCUCCAGUUUAAUUUGCCUCUCUUACCCUCAGAGCGGCUUGAGCAACCCCGCCUCGUCUGAUCUCAGUGACCUGGUCUACAUUGACUUCGCCGACGCCGACUGCUACGUACUUCACGCUUCAAACCCCGACGCCAUUAUACGACAUGCCUUCACCACAUAUCAUUGAUGACCCCGAGAAAGGGACUAUGGAGCAAGUAGAGCAAUCAGCACCGGUCGCUCUACCUACUCCGAGAACGAAUGUAUCACGCGAUGCCCAGGUUGUCGACCUCACCCGCAAAGUACAAGACCCUGAGAAGAAGCCAGCCGAUCUUUCAAUAGUCCCAUUAGUCCAAACAUCCAAGCCUGCUGCUGUGAAGAAGCCUCGAAAAGUCAGCAGGUGGAUACGCUUUCAACUUUGGUUCAACACUUACCGAAAAUUCUACUCUAUCGUCGUGGCUGUAAACGGUGUUGGUCUUCUUCUUGCUGCUCUGAACAUUUGGACAUAUCCUCGGCAUUACACGGGUGCUUUUGUCCUCGGCAAUUUACUAUUCGCCAUCCUUAUGCGCAACGAACUCUUUGGACGUGUACUUUACCUCUUUGUCAACACAUGUUUUGCUAAGUGGACGCCUCUCUGGUAUCGUCUGGGAUGGACGUCUGCUUUGCAGCAUCUAGGCGGAAUCCAUUCUGGCUGCGCGACUUCAGGCUUCGCCUGGCUCAUCUUCCGUGUUACUUUAAUCUUCAUCGACCACAAGGACAACCACGAUGCUGUCCUUAUUAUGGGCGUUAUCACCAAUCUCGCCGUCGCCAUCAGUAUCUUGAGUGCCUUUCCUUGGGUGCGCAACACGCACCAUAACGUCUUCGAACGGCAUCAUCGCUUCAUUGGAUGGCUUGGCCUUCUCUCAACAUGGGUGUUCGUGGUCCUCGGUGACAGUUACGACCUCGACACACACUCUUGGAACCCCAAUGGUAUCAGGGUCAUCCGUCAGCAAGACUUUUGGUUCGCAUUUGGAAUGACUGUCUUUAUUCUCAUCCCGUGGUUCACUGUUCGUGAGGUCAAAGUGGACAUUGAAGUUCCUUCGCCAAAGGUUGCGAUUGUGCGUUUCGAGCGAGGAAUGCAACAAGGGCUACUUGCCCGUAUUUCUCGGUCGUCGAUCAUGGAAUACCAUGCCUUCGGUAUCAUCUCCGAGGGAACUCAUGCGAAAUACCACUACCUAAUCUGUGGUGUGCAGGGCGACUUCACACGCAGUCUCGUCAAUGACCCGCCAACUCAUCUUUGGACGCGUCAGUUGAAGUUUGCCGGCGUCUCGAACACUUCGACCCUGUACAAGAGAGGUAUUCGUGUUUGCACAGGCACAGGGUUAGGCGCAGCGCUCUCUACGUGUCUCCAGAGCCCUGAUUGGUAUCUCAUUUGGAUCGGCUCGGACCAGGAAAAGACAUUCGGACCAACCAUUUCCGGUCUCAUUCAACGACAUCUUGGACCAGAACGUGUGUGUCUUUGGGAUUCUAAGGCGCGCGGUGGCAGGCCAGAUGUCAUGAAGCUCGUAAAAGAGGCUUAUGCGACUUGGCAAGCUGAGGUUGUCUUCAUCACGUCAAAUUACCAAGGUAACAAGGAAAUCAUGGAGGGAUGCAAGGAGGCAGGGAUUCCAGCAUUCGGCACGCUAUGGGAUUUCUGAACACAAUCAUUGUUAUGGGUGGGGACACAAACUGAUAGAACUUGUUGUCAACAUUGGUCCGUUAUUACUUACUUUUAGCAAUUUAUUACUACUACUAUCGCAUAUAUCUUAUUCACAAAUGGCUUUCGGACGUUGUUCUCAGCUUUCCGUUAUAUUAUGGGCAGCUUGCCUUUUGUACUUCGCUUGCUUUGACACAGCGUAGCCAAGUAAUGAAAUAGCAUUUUUUUUCAAAGGGGAUGCAUCGAGGUUUCGUGCUUGCUGUUAUUUCGAUGCCUCAUUGGUGUAUGUCUGUAACUUUUAUCAAGUGCAAUUCAUCUCAGAAUAGUUUGAUCAAGUCGAAGUAGUUCUACAGUUGUAAUGUCGUUAUCGAACAUGGAUACAAUUCCUUUUCGAGCUCCCU
This is a messenger RNA of Somion occarium, 2107 nucleotides long. The record is from the annotation of a GenBank genome assembly. Lineage: Eukaryota; Fungi; Basidiomycota; Agaricomycetes; Polyporales; Cerrenaceae.